Messenger RNA from Acaulospora colombiana, 420 nucleotides. Lineage: Eukaryota; Fungi; Glomeromycota; Glomeromycetes; Diversisporales; Acaulosporaceae. The record is from the annotation of a GenBank genome assembly.
AUGUCUGUAAUCGCAAAAUUCUUUUCAACUCUCAAGGAAUCACGGAAAAUAGUCAGAGACUUGCUUAAUCUCCCGAAUCACAACAAUACUCAAGCAAAUAAAUUUACGAAAAAUGAUGUAGAAGCAUUUAGAGUGAAAAUUCAACCGGCAUCCGAAGACCAUGUUAUUCCUAACGAGGUAGUCAAAGAAAUUCCAGAAAAAUACGUUUGCCCCAGAAUAAACAGAGAUAUGCUCGAUAAAGCAGAGUUCAAAGUUCAAGAAAUUAGCGAUUUUUCGGAUAGAAAAGUCAGAACUUUCUUUUACAAACUACAUAACGUUACAAGAAACAUACCAGGAAUACCUGAAUCUAGGACUGACGAUUUAGUCUUUAAUUUACUUAAUAUUUCCGGGCUGGAUGACUGGCCUUUGAAUAUAUCGUGA